AGCCGUCCAAGUAUGCAAAUUAAUUGAAUUUAAUUAAAUCAGUGGUAGUAAGCCAGCAGUUGACGACAUGGCACAAAUUCCGGUUUUGAUGGCCAUGCAGUGAUGAAAUCUACUCCACACACUUAACACAACUGAACAUAUGAUGCAAAUCAAGCGUCUGCUAUGCAAAUCCUGCACCCUCGGCACGCUCCUCAUCGCUGCCGUAUGGUUACUGGCUUUGCUCGUCUACAUGCACACGCUGCGCACCUCCAUUCCAGCAGCGGGUUGGCGCUUCAACAGCUCAGCAACCCCCCGGGCGGAGUUGAGCUACCAAGUCCAGGUGACCGUUGGCUGCUCACCCGCAUCCGUGGGGGGAAAUGUGACGGCGGAGGCGCCACCACAGCAGUUUGAACUGCUAGGCGUGGUGCGCAACAAACAGGACAAAUAUAUACGUGACAUUGGCUACAAGCAUCAUGCGUUCAAUGCAUUGGUCUCCAAUAACAUUGGACUCUAUCGGGACAUCCCCGACACCAGGCACAAGGUGUGCAAGCAAACGGAGCCGGACAGCCACCUGGUGCAGUUGCCGCAGGCUUCGGUUAUAAUGUGUUUCUACAACGAGCACAAAAUGACGCUGAUGAGAUCGAUAAAAACCGUGCUGGAGCGUACACCGGCACAUCUGCUCAAGGAGAUUAUACUGGUGGAUGACAACAGCGAUUUGCCGGAACUGGAAUUUCAUCUGCUGGCCGAUCUGCACGCCCGCCUGAAGUACGACAAUUUGCGCUAUGUGCGCAAUGAGCAACGUGAGGGUUUGAUACGUUCCCGGGUGAUUGGAGCACGCGAUGCCAGUGGCGAUGUUUUGAUUUUCCUCGACUCGCACAUCGAGGUGAAUCGGGAGUGGGUCGAGCCCCUACUACGACUGGUCAAGGCAGAAAACGCAACGCUGGCCGUGCCAGUCAUCGAUCUCAUCAAUGCAGACACUUUUGAGUAUACGCCAAGUCCGCUGGUGCGCGGCGGUUUCAAUUGGGGCUUGCAUUUCCGCUGGGAGAAUCUACCGGAGGGCACGCUCAAAGUGCCGGAGGACUUCAAGGGACCAUUUCGCUCGCCGACAAUGGCGGGCGGAUUGUUUGCCGUGAAUCGUUUGUAUUUCCAGCACAUUGGCGAGUACGACAUGGCCAUGGACAUUUGGGGCGGCGAGAAUAUUGAGAUCUCGUUUCGCGUCUGGCAAUGCGGCGGUGCUAUUAAGAUUGUGCCCUGCUCCCGGGUGGGGCACAUCUUUCGCAAGCGUCGUCCAUACACGGCGCCCGACGGUGCCAACACCAUGCUGAAGAACUCGAUGCGUGUGGCCCAUGUCUGGAUGGACACAUACAAGGAGUACUAUCUGAAGCUUGAGAAGGUGCCAAAGGGCUAUGAUUUUGGUGACAUUAGCGACAGGCUGCAGUUGCGGGAGCGUCUGGAGUGCCAGAACUUUGAUUGGUAUCUCAAGCACGUCUAUCCCGAGCUGCGUGUACCCGGCGAGGAGUCCAAGAAGCCGGUGUCGGCACCAGUUUUUCAGCCUUGGCAUUCGCGAAAACGCAACUACCUCGACUCCUUCCAGAUGCGUCUGUCGGGGACACAGCUCUGCGCCGCCGUCGUCUCACCGAAAGUGAAGGGCUUCUGGAAGAAAGGCAGCCCGCUGACGUUGCAGCUGUGCCGGCCCCGUGCACCCAAUCAGCUGUGGUACGAGACAGAGAAAUCGGAGAUCAUAUUGGACAAGUUGCUGUGCUUGGAGGCGGUCGAAGAUACUAUGGUCGUCGUCAACAAGUGCCACGAGAUGCUUGGCGAUCAGCAGUGGCGCCACACGCGCAACUCCAACAGUCCCGUCUACAACAUGGCCAAGGGCACCUGUUUGCGUGCCUCGUCGGCCGAGGUGGGCGCCAGCAUCAGUCUCGAUCUCUGCUCCAAGGCGGACGGCAUCGGUGGUGCCUGGGAUAUUGUUGUGAUGAAACUGGAGCAACCACAAUCUAAGAUGGACAAGGCGCUGUGAGCGGAGCCUGCAAUAUAAAAUAGACUGAAGUUAGUCGCUAAGCUGAAGAAUAAGUAUUAAGUUUUUCACAUAGUCAGUAUUUUUGCAAAACAUGAUUUUUUGUAAUGCUAAGAAUAGUUUUGUAUAAAAAAUAACGCAAUGAAUCGAAUCGAAUUAGUUCAAACAGAUGUAUUCAUCAUAAUCAAAUAGUAUCAAAUAUGUUUA
Drosophila grimshawi is the source of this 2206-nucleotide messenger RNA. It is a transcript of the gene Pgant35A, whose product is annotated as polypeptide N-acetylgalactosaminyltransferase 35A. The transcript has a single exon. Gene Ontology annotation, molecular function: Notch binding. NCBI's taxonomy places the organism in Eukaryota, Metazoa, Arthropoda, Insecta, Diptera, Drosophilidae. Gene Ontology annotation, cellular component: Golgi apparatus. The coding region runs from base 140 to 2002 and encodes 620 amino acids. The record is from RefSeq and is a predicted model, not a curated record. Gene Ontology annotation, biological process: regulation of Notch signaling pathway.